Strongylocentrotus purpuratus (purple sea urchin) is the source of this 2682-nucleotide messenger RNA. RefSeq names its product protein NLRC5-like. The record is from RefSeq and is a predicted model, not a curated record. Bases 248 to 2548 code for a protein of 766 amino acids. The transcript is spliced from 5 exons. Lineage: Eukaryota; Metazoa; Echinodermata; Echinoidea; Camarodonta; Strongylocentrotidae.
UCCUGUACAGUACUGCCACGCCACCUCGCUUAGCUUUCGAGUUCGAUUCAGUGAUUGAUCUUAGUAAAUUUUAGGAUCUUUCUUCAGUUGCAGUAGAUAUAGAUUGAAGUCUGUCGACGAAAUGCUGCCUUUGCAAACAUAAUCAGACUGAGCUGAAGUGAAACAAGGUCAAAAUAUUGUCGCCUGUGUCAUAUCACCAUUUUCCAGAGGACUAAAUCUCUGUAGAGUGCAAAGGACAUCUUACACCAUGGAUGGAUUCUGCCUUCUCUAUCUGCUCCUGAUCCUCUUGAUGAGAUCCGGUGACGUUGAAACCAAUCCAGGUCCUAACACUGCAGUAAGUAAUGUCAGUGACAUGGAGUUCCUGCAGCUGGCCCAGGCUAUCCAACCAUCUUACUACAACGCUGUAGGGACAUCUCUAGGUUUCCCUUAUGCUCAGCUAGAGAACAUCCUGUUUCAGAAGUCAAAUAGCCAUACCAACGCAUUUUUUGAUGUAUUCAUGAAAUGGAAUGUCAAGCAGCAACCACCACACUCAAACAAACGGCAGCUUUUGGCAGACAAACUACGAGAGAUUGACUUGGGUGGCCUGUCAGACAGAUUACUCAAUGAGCCUCUAAUUCCUAACAGCACAGGAGGGCCAUCAAGACUGCUCGAAUCACAGAACAAACCUCCUUCAGCUGAAUCUCAGAACACACCACUUUCUCCUGAACUGGUUGAGCGGUGUGCAAAUGAUUUCAAGUUCAAGUACAGGUCAACUCUCUGUAAGAUCAGAGCUGAUCCUCUCAAGCCUUCUUCUCUUGUGGGUUUUGAAAAACUAUACGCAAAUCUUGUAUUGGAAGAAGAGGAUGGAACUGGCAAGCAAAUAUUAGAUUACAACAAUUUUCUUGAUCUCAAAGUCAAUGGAGAGUUCCCCAAGCGGAUCAUGGUUCAGGGAGAGGCAGGGGCUGGAAAAACUACAUUUUGUGCUAAGAUUGCCUGGGAUUGGAUUGAAGGGAUGUAUUUCAGUCACUUUGUGUGGGUCUUGAUUGUUCCUCUACGUGAAUUUAAGCAACAUACUAUUGGCAAGAUUGUAAAGUCUUAUCUGGCCAAAAACAAUCCAGCAACGGUUUCUCAGAUUACUGAGUAUAUCCAGUCGAAUCCUGAAAGGGUAUUCAUCGCAUUCGAUGGGCUAGACGAAGUCAGUGGCGAAAUCAUGAAGCCAAAAUCUUGUGAAUCACAGUCUACAGAUCAAAUGCAACUUCAGCCAUCACAGCCAAGUGUCAACUCUCCAGAGGCAUAUGGAAGCUCAUCUGAGACUGGUGAUAUAGGACUUGUAGAUAUUCUUUGUUCGGAUCAACUUGCCUCUUGCCCUGUCUUGGUUACCACUCGCCCUUGGAGAGCAGUAGAGAUUAGAUCAGAUGGUGAUCUAAUGAAGCUCUACACAUUCAUUCAUGUUGAGGGUUUCAACAGAGAGAAUUUGUCAGCUUACAUUCACAAAUACUUUCCAAAGAAUGAGGAUAAAGCAAAUCAGCUUUUCCAGUUCACCCGUGAGAAUGAUGUCAUAUCUGAAAACAUGGCCCACUAUCCUAUAUAUGUAGCCAUGUUGUGUCUUAUGUGGAAAGAACUUGGUGAGCAAAAACUAAGGGAAAUGAAAUCACUGAAAACUUUUUCUCAAAUAUUCAAAACAAUGAUUGCCUUUCUAAAAGAACAUUAUGCUCAGAAAGAGGUGAAGAAAGUAGGCAGCCCCUCACUUCUUGCCUCUUUGAAAAAAAUUAAUGAGCUCCUUGGACCAAUUGCCAAACAGGCCCUCAAUGGUCUGCUAGAAAAUACCUUGGUUUUCGGUGAAGAUGAUUUCAAAAUAUGCCCAGAAUCCAAGGACACUGCCUGUAGGGUUGGGAUUUUGUCCCAGGAGGACAGAAUUACCACUAGCAUGGACAUACAUCAGGGAAAUUCUUAUGUGCAAUUGCCAGUCUUCUUCCCUCACAAACUGUUUCAGGAGUACAUGGCUGGAGUCCAUCUUGCUUCCCUGUAUGAAUCAGAUCAUAAUGAAUUCAACAGGCUGAUUGAGCAAGUAGUGCUGCCAUGGAAGGAGAGGUUUAGGUAUCUCCUGUACUUCACUGUGUCACAGAACAAAAGUAUUGCCACCCAUGUAAUGAAGUCUAUGCUUCAGGAUAAAUACAUGGACAGAGGGGCUUCACAUGAACAGAUAGAUUUCAUUGUUGAUGUAGCCUUUGAGAGUCAGGACCCAGAUGUAGCAGCCCUGGUGAGGGACAGAGUUUCAUCAGAGGAGAUUAAGCUGACCAUAAACAAAAACAUGACAGCACACACUGUAGCUGGUUAUGCAUUCGUUGGACCACAUGUGGUUCAACUCUGUAUUCAGAGAGAUUGUGGACCUACUAUGUCACUUGAUGUGGCAGAGAUGAUAUGCUCCAUGCCAUCCUUGAAAGAAGUUUUUCUUCUAGAUGCUGCAUUCCAUCAUUGUUUUUUUGAAACACUUGCAAGGACAGGAAAAGAAUCAAAGGUGAGCAAGCAGUUCAUUCACAAUUUUGAUAUAUGUUUGAGUUUAAUUUAAGUUAAUUCCAUUACCAUCUCUUCCUUUUUCUAAUCUACAUUUUACUUUUCUGUAAUUCCUUUCAAUAUCUCAUAUAUGGUGGUUCUUUUGACAGAAUGUGAAGAAAACAAAACGGCCUAAAAAACCCUCCAUCC